AUGGAUUAUACUCAGUUUAAGAUGUCGGAUAUGGAUGCAAGACAUGUUAAGCCGCCGGAUAUUCUGUCAUCUGCGUCAAACCCUAAUAAGGGUUUUGCGUCAAGGUUGUUGAAUAUUGACGGCAAAACAUUCUGCCCGCGUAGAGGAGUUUUGUCUGAUCAUCAACAGGGACCAAAGAUAGUUAACAUCAUAGAUGAACUUACUAAGAUCACAGUUCUAGUUGAUUAUAAAGCCGAUGGUCAUGGUGUCGAUAAACCUGAUGCUGUGCAUGAUGAGAAUUUCUGGGAAACUUAUAAGGAGGAAAAAUCAGCCUCGUAUGCUGAUAAGGUGCAGUCUACUUGUAAGAAAAGAGAGGUAAAUUUCAGACUUAUGGAACCUAUGGAAACAAGAGAUGAUGCGGAUAUUGUUAUACCGAGAGAGGUGGUGCAGCAGGUUCAACACAAAUUUGAUAAUGUGCUCUAUGGUUAUUUUUUAGGGAAUUGCUUGCCGUUUCCGGUGGUUGAAUAUUAUGCGAAGAAUGUAUGGGCUAAAUUUGGGUUUUUAAAACUUAUGAUGAACACGUCAGGUUUCUUUUUCUUUAAGUUUGAUUCAAAGGAGGGUUUGACGAAAGUAUUGGAAGGAGGACCAUGGUUAAUACGAAAAGUUCCGCUGUUUCUGAAUGUAUGGUCUCCGAAGGUUACACUUAAGAAAGAUAGUAUCAAAACAGUUCCUAUAUGGGUUAAGUUGCACAAUGUGCCGAUUGUGGUUUAUACUGAUGAUGGAUUGAGCUUGCUGGCAUCGAAGUUAGGGGUUCCUAAAAGGUUAGAUUCUUAUACCGCUGAUAUGUGUGUUGAUAAUUGGGGUAGGAGUAGUUAUGCUCGUGCGAUGAUUGAGAUAAAUGCUGACAAUGAGCUAAAGGAUCACAUUACUGUAGCUAUCCCGAAAAUGGAUGAGGAGGGUUUUAUAUUGGAACGGGUUAAAGUUGAAUAUGAGUGGAGGCCGCUUCGCUGUAGUUCAUGUUGUUUGUUUGGCCAUGAUGAUAAUACAUGUCACAAGAAACCUAAUGGUAAGGCUAAGGUGGUAACGGUUGAUGAGGAGGGAUUUGUUACUGAUAACAGGAGGAUGGCGAGGUACUCGUUUCCUCAAAAAAAGCAAAAACCUAAGGUUGUGUAUAAACCUAAGACUAAUAAAAAUCAUGCAAGUACGUCUGGGACGAAAGGGGAUAGUUCGGAUGUGCCGUUGUCAAACUCCUUUGAGGUGCUUGAUAAUAAUAAGAAUGAUGAGAAAAGGGAUCCGACUAGUGACAAGUCGAUGAUUAAUGAAACUCAUGGGACUCGUAUACAACAACCUGAUGAAGUUAACGAGGUGAACCCGACAGAGAUGGCUGAUUUUAUGAGAGAGUCUCAUGUGGAUGUUAAUAAGCUGAAUAGGAUAUGUGAAAAGGUUUUUCGGAAUUGGAAGUGGACAUCGAACGGAGGUAUGUGUCAAAGAGGUACGAGGGUUAUAUUGGGGUGGAAUGUGGAUGAUAUUGAUCUUAUGGUUAUAUCCCAAUCAGACCAGGUUAUUCAUGCUCAGGUAUUGUUAAAAUCGGUCAAAAAGACAAUAUUUUGUUCUUUUGUGUAUGCGGAAAACAAGUAUCAGGAUAGGAGAAGCUUGUGGGCUGAUUUGUGUAGAUUUAAAGGCAUCACUCAUGACACCCCUUGGGUUGUAAUGGGUGAUUUCAACGCUGCUUUGAAUAUGGAGGAUUUUGUGAUGGGGCCAUUAUCCCAUACUAUAGCUAUGCGAGAAUUUUAUGAGUGUAUUCAAGAGGCAGAAUUGAUUGAUGUUAAGAGUCAUGGGUUGCAUUAUACUUGGAAUCAAAAACCAAGGGAUAGGGUAGGAAUGCUAAAGAAAAUUGACCGUAUUAUGGGUAACAUCAAACUUAUUGAUGUUUUUUCGGAUGCUUAUGCUAUAUUUCAGCCUUUCCGUGUUUCUGAUCAUGCUCCUGCUAUCUUGAAGUUAUUCUCCAUGUCUACGGACCGGCCUAAACCAUUUAAAUUCCCGAAUUUUAUUAUCACAAAGCCAGAGUUCCGCCAAGCUGUGAUAUCCGAAUGGAAUAAAACCGUGGAGGGGGCUACCAUGUUUUCUGUGGUUAUGAAAAUGAAGAGCCUGAAAAUGCAUUUUCGGAGGAUAUUGCGUAAUCAAGGUAAUCUGCAUAAAAGAGUUACAGACUUACGGAAUGAACUUGACCAGAUCCAAAAACAGGUGGAAGCUCAUCCUUUUGAUGCUUCUAUUCGGUUAUUGGAGACUAGCUGUUUACGAGAAUUCAAGUCAGCGGUUUAUGAUGAGGAGUGCUUCUUGAAACAAAAAUCUAAUGUGCAAUGGUUAUGUGCGGGUGAUUCAAAUACGUCCUACUUUCAUAAUUGUGUGAAGAGUAGGAAUGCUAGAAGGUUACCCCGGUAA
Messenger RNA from Helianthus annuus (common sunflower), 2421 nucleotides. RefSeq lists its product as uncharacterized. NCBI's taxonomy places the organism in Eukaryota, Viridiplantae, Streptophyta, Magnoliopsida, Asterales, Asteraceae. The coding region runs from base 1 to 2421 and encodes 806 amino acids. The record is from RefSeq and is a predicted model, not a curated record. The transcript is spliced from 3 exons.